Ciona intestinalis (vase tunicate) is the source of this 844-nucleotide messenger RNA. NCBI's taxonomy places the organism in Eukaryota, Metazoa, Chordata, Ascidiacea, Phlebobranchia, Cionidae. The record is from RefSeq and is a predicted model, not a curated record.
GUCAUGGAUUAUUAAAAAAUAGAAAACAAUGUAAAUUUUGCUUCAUUUUCGAGCUCAUACGAUGCUCGUGGAUUCAUUUUGCUCCAACUUGAAAUAUCAAACUAUGUUUCAUAAUAUAGAUAGAGUUAGCCAGCAUGCUGCGGCCAUGGAUUAUUCAAGCAAAUCUAACAGAAUACAAUCACUUGAAAACUUUCCCUCAGCCCCAGUUAACCCAAUCCAGCUUGCAAUUCAUGGAUUUUAUUUCACUGGUGUUGAAGACUGUGUGGUUUGCUUCAGUUGUGAGAACAGCGUUCGUAAUUGGAAGCUUGGUGACAAAGAGGGAGACAAGAAAUGGCACAAACCAGAUUGUGUGUUUUUCAACUCAUUGUCGCAAACUGCUCCCAUGGAAGUAUCCACUACAACAGCUAACUUAUCCACCAAUGCAAGUACUCCCAUGGAAAGUUUAUCUAAUGAACCUUCUGUGUCUGGUUUAUUUCACAAUAGAAAUAUAAACACAUCACAACAACCUAAUCAAAAUGAAGCCCUUUUGAUUGACAUUGGAAAUAAUGAGGGAACUACAAAUGCAAACCCAGUAAAUGACACCAACAUUUCAACACCAAAUCAUCAAGAUAUGAAUCAUUUUGUCAACACCAAUCCCACUGAGUUCACAAGCUUUUUGGAAUAUUUGGAUUUAAGCAAAGAAGUCGACAGAAAGUAAGUCUGAACGAAUAAUGUUUGUUUGUUGUGUUGCUAUGCACUACUUAUCUCUGUUUAUUUAAAGCCACUGUGUUUCAAUUUGUCCUUUAUUCAUCGCUUUGAAUUAAGUGUUUUAAACAAUAAAGAGAAUACAAAAAAUAAUCAAAAA